Molecule: messenger RNA, 1936 nt
Organism: Bombus pyrosoma
Lineage: Eukaryota; Metazoa; Arthropoda; Insecta; Hymenoptera; Apidae
Exons: 5
Coding region: 558-1763 (401 amino acids)
Source: RefSeq, a predicted model, not a curated record
UGUUAAUAUACAACACUUACAUUUUAAGUUCACUUUAUUUCAUUUCUAUAAGAAAUACAGUUACAUCUUCUUAAAAUCUAUACAAAAUUCUGAUUUCAUAAAAUCUUACAAAAAUAGUUAUUGAAAUAUAUCUUGACUGAAGUUAACCGAUAACGACCAAUCUAAAUUGAACGAAUUAUUUACUAUAGUAAGAAAAUUUAAACCGUAACGCGGUAAAUUUGAAAUCCAAUAUUAGUUAAGCAUAAGGAAAAAAUGCGAAAAUUUAAUCAAUACUGCUUAUUAAAGUUUAAAAACUACUUUUAUCUUAUUUUAUUUUAUUUUUAUCAACAUACGACCAUUCAUUUCUGUUGAAUGUUCAUCUUGUUUACUUAAUUUUCAAAUGAAAGAAAGUUAAUGAGUUGUUUAAAUUAGAUAACACGGUGUUUAAUUUAUGAAUUGUAAUAACAAGUAAAUAUUAUGACGCUAUUCAGGCUUUGUUAGUGCUUUCAUACAGUGAGUUCAUUUUUUAUUGACACAGAUGUUAAUCAGAGUUACAGAUGGAUAUAUAAAUCGUGGUCAUGUUCAAAUUACAGCAUAUAUUUUCGACAAGUUUGUUGCUACAAGCAUCAUCAUUGAAAAUCAUGUUUAAGUUCUUACCAAUUUUCGCCAUUCUCGGCAUUGUUGCUGGUCUCGCUUUUCCGUUUGAUCAAUUAAACCAAGUACAAAAUGCUCUUAAGCCUAAUGACAAGUCUCAAGAAAAGUCACAAGGAAAUAAUAGCAAUAAUGGCAGUGACGAAAAUCACAGUAAUAAUGACAACAGUAGCAGCCAAGAUUUGUCCAAUGUUGUGGACAAAAGCUCUAAAAUCGUCGAUGAUUUGCAAAAGUUUGUAGGAUCUGUGGAACAUACGCUGGAGGAUCAAUUGAAAAAAGUAACAAACGGCUCCGCACAUCUUUUGGAACAAAUAGAACAACAGGUCGCUAAAGUCAUUACUGAUGUUAGGAACAAAACACAAGAACAUUUUCAACAUCUCCAUAGCAAACUCGAUAAAGUGGAAGAAGAUGCCUCGAAGGCAAAGAAUAUCAUUAAACACAAAGUAGAGGACAUCAUCAAGAACGUUACCAAUGCACUUGACAACCUGGAGAAUAAAAUAAAUAAUACCUUGAGACACGUUAACGAAAACACUUCCGAAAUCGUAAACCACGUGAGGAAUGUUACAGAAGAAAGAGUACAAGAAUUCAUAAAUAAAACUGCCCAAGCUGUGGCACAAGCCAUACAUACUGCUGAAGAUAUUAAAGAAAAGACUGCUGAGAUUUUGGACAAAACAUUGUCCGAGUUAAGGGAAGAGGCUCACAAUCUUUUGAACAAUAUCAAAGGAUUUAUUCAUGAUAAAAUUAAUGAAAUUGAAAACCAAAUUCACGAUAUCUUCGAUAAUAUUGGAAAUAUCACAGAACAAACGUUGAAAAACGCUAUACAUAUGGAUGCUUACAUCGCGGGAAAACUGAGCGAUAUAAUUUACGAUAUUUCGGAAGAUUCUAGAUCUUUGUUAGGCACUGUGAUGAACAAUACUCAAAAUAUUGUCGGUGGCAUUGUUAAUAACACUAACGAAGUUGUUGAACAAGCAGUUAAUAAUGUUAAAAGUGUUGCUUCUGGCAUUUUCCAUGAUGUCCACCAUACCGUAAAAUUUGGAAUAGAUAGUAUAAGGGCUAAUAUAAAAAACGCAUUCAACAUUGCACACCAUAUCCGUGAUGAUGUUCAAGACACUAUUCAAGACCUAGCAUUAUAGAUGACACAGAGGAUAAAGCAUCCCAUGGUUUUAAGUUUCCAUUUGGUAUCUAAGUAACAAAUAUAGGCUACUGCAUCUUAAAUGGAAUUAGGAAAUCGAUGAUUGGAAAUUACUAAACAAAUAAAGUAGUUUUCAAUUUAUGAACAAGCAGCAGUGGUAAAGAAACGAAACAA